AUGAACUCCGCAAAGAACAAAAGCAGAAUGCAGAGCAAGUGGAGCGACGACUGUCCUUGGCCCCGCCGAUUGCUUCAUGUGGCUUCCAUGAUAUCGUAUACAUGGAGCCCAGGAAACAAGUACGGACCUCACAAGGAGCCAAGAUAUAAUGCUGUGUCCUAUACUUGGGGCCGUUUUCGAUACAGGAGCAACGAGCCGGAAUAUGCCAAGACACGUCCUCUCGGCGUCAAGGGCGUGACUUGGCCCCUGCCACGAGUGUACCCGUCUCACUUCACCGUGGAACAAUUACACAAGCUUCUCAAGACUGCUACCUGUCCAGAGGGUCAAGGAAUCCCGGUUGAUUUUGUAUGGCUAGACGUUGCCUGCAUUGAUCAGACGGAGCCUCAUACGCCAGAGUACUACAGCGAGGUCGGCAGGCAAUCCAAGAUCUUUCGCGGCGCGACUGAUGUGGUCGUGUGGCUCACGAAAACCGACAGCAAGCAAAUGACACAGUGGUGGACAAAAAUGAGCAGUAUCAAGGCUCCAGUCAAAGAAGUCCUUGUUGGCGGUUGGGAAAACUAUGAUGUCGAUGGGUGGUUGAGCCAAGUCCUCGUGGAAUUUCAGCAGCUGAGAAGCGACCCAUGGUUCACUUCAUUGUGGACACUUCAGGAGGCAUUCCUCUGUCCCAUGGCCAUCAUUCUCCUCAGUGAUAGUCAAUCUUUCUUCAACUGCGUCAAUGAUAUUCCCUCGGGGGGGUAUUUAUCUCACCUGAUUACUCUCUGCCAGGGUAUGUACAACUUCCUCAACCAACUACAAAGAUCGGUGUCCCGGAAGGCUACAUUCAGCCAAGCCAUGCUUGACGCUGUCAAGGCCGAGAUCGAAACAUUCGGAUUCCUCGAGGGGUUUAACCAGGGAACGAAUCUGCUUAGAAUGCUCGAGCUGGGCUUUAGCGCCGAGUCGCCAUGGAUGGGUAAUCCAUUAAUGCUACUACAGGCUUCGCAUCGGCGAACCUGUUACGAGAAGACUGACCGUGUCAGAGGCAUUAUGCAAGUUUUUCAGUUGCGUUUGGGUGAAUCGUCACCUAAUCAUAUCCCCGGAAAGACUUAUAGUCUGUCUGAGCUUGAGGAUCAACUCGCUUCCGAAUUACUCCGAAUGUAUCCAAUUUCUAGUCAGCUAUUCAUCCAGGAUCGAGCCUGUCCACCUCGGAGAGCGUGGCGAAUCAACGCGAAUAUGACCAUGAUGCGCUUUUCUGAACUCUUGUGGCGUCAAAUGACAACACUCGACGGAUCCUCAGCCUCGGAACGGAAGAUUGUGACGAGAUCAAAGGGCGCAACACUCGAUUCCGCAACGUUCGAAGGUGUGCUUAUGGCUCGUUUUCGUGGUAACUUCUCCAAGAUGAGCACAUUCGUUCAAGUUAUGGAGAAGUGCAUUGGAUUUGAUACUAUGGAGCUCGAGUUGGAACAUAAAUAUAAAGACGCGAUACAAGAGGUCUUUCCAGGGACGAUUGUGUCGCGUUCCCAGGAAUUCGCAUGGCUAGCUGGCCAGUCACAAGGUCGCAAUAUGGGCACUCUGUUCCUCGCACGAGUCGGGCCUCCGCCCAACGCGCCCAGACUUGACAAUGUCUGGUGCAGCUGGUGCAUUGGUUUGGUCCUCUGUCAAGAAGCUGGUCGGAGAGAUGUUUUUGAGAAGAUUGGGGUGGUUACCUGGGACCUUGAGGCUAUUCGUGGAGCAGGACAGGACAGGAGAGUUCAGUCAACUGAUGAAGUGGCAGAUGCUGCCAAGUAUAUAGUUGGCGAGGGUACAGGCUGGACCCCCCUGAGUGGCUAUUUUGGAUGA
This is a messenger RNA of Fusarium keratoplasticum, 1815 nucleotides long. RefSeq names its product HET domain-containing protein. The coding region runs from base 1 to 1815 and encodes 604 amino acids. The record is from RefSeq and is a predicted model, not a curated record. NCBI's taxonomy places the organism in Eukaryota, Fungi, Ascomycota, Sordariomycetes, Hypocreales, Nectriaceae. The transcript has a single exon.